Acanthaster planci (crown-of-thorns starfish) is the source of this 6411-nucleotide messenger RNA. RefSeq lists its product as uncharacterized. Gene Ontology annotation, molecular function: protein binding. Gene Ontology annotation, cellular component: cytoplasm. The record is from RefSeq and is a predicted model, not a curated record. NCBI's taxonomy places the organism in Eukaryota, Metazoa, Echinodermata, Asteroidea, Valvatida, Acanthasteridae.
UCUCGGGCCAAGACUAAAUCGGACCGGGUAGGUGCAGGACGAAGUUGCUAUGGUUCACGGACGCUUUGUUGCUGCUGCUGUAAAACAAGUUCCCGAGGAUCACACAGCAGUUACAGCAAUGUCUGACGAGAAAUGCUUGCCGAUUGUUCCAGAGCAUCAUGGGUUGUAGUUCAUCAAUUCCGAUAAACAGUCCUGAGACAACUGUAAAGACUGCAGAGGUCAAGAAGAUUGACAGUCAUCCUAACUUCAGAAAUGAAAACAAACAAGAUAGAACAUCAGGGGCUGAGGCCACUCCAUGUGAUACUGAAGAAGUGGAGAAUGUGAAAACCAAUUAUAGGGGGUCAUCCUCAGAAAAGCCAAACAGAGACAGCAGUGCUGUCCAUAAAAAUGUAACCAAUCAUCCUAUUGGACAAAAAGGUAACGCAAAUGCUGGACCAGGAGAAGAGGACCAAUCAAAUGAGUUGUCAGGUGUUGGUGGUGGUAGGCAUGGAGUUGUGACAUCAUUACAGUCAUCUGGAGUAUCAGGUACCAGUACUAAUGGCUGCAAUGGCGUUGAUGACGGUAACAUCCGGGGCCCUUCAGUGAGUGAUAUCCAUAUAGGAGAGAACCAAAUCACUAGUGCAUUACAUACCAUCGAUGGAGACGAUGGACGAAAUAACGUUGUUCAGUCAGCUGAACAAAGCACGGAAGAUGAGAAAGAGAAGGCAGAAAGUUAUUUAUGCAACAGAGAUAUUGAAUUAGAUCAGACAGACUGCAAAGAAGACCGUGAUGCAUUGAUAUCGGACUCUUAUUUUCCACGUCUGGACAUUACCAAUGAAAAUCAAGCAAUGCUGCCAAACCAAACAUUGAACCCAUGUGCCAGCAAGGAGGCAUUUAGCAUUGACCAAUCACAGUCACCGAUGCAGGAGGUGGGAGAUGAGUUACAGGUGCACCAGGCCAAGUUCAGUCAGGGUCUGAGGAGCUACUGCAGGCUGGUUGACCCCAAGGAACUUGUAGGACUUGCUCACCCUCACAUCCACAGCUUAACCUUGGAGAGAGCCCCAGCUGGCUUUGGAUUUCCCUUCACCCAGUUGUUGAUGAGACUCACUGGAAUUACUGAGCUCAAUAUAUCCGGGAACCAGAUUGGUCCUCAAGCCUUCCGAGUCAUCACUCUUGCCAUGAGUCACAACAGGACCAUUACAUCUUUGGACAUCUCAAACAACCAAGCUGACACAGAUAGUUCAGAAUGCCUUGGGAAAAUGCUGAGUAUAAAUUCCACCUUGGUGAAGCUAGAUGUCUCCAGCAAUCAGCUGGGUAGAGAUUAUUUCUCUCGUUGCAUUGGACCUCCACUAGGCAGCAACAAAGCCCUGAAGACUCUGAGGGCAUCAAGUUGUGGCCUAUCAGAUCUGGACAUAUUGUUGGAUAAUUUGUGCCAGAAUGAUAUGCUAGAGGAAUUGGAUAUCAGUCACAACCAGAUGAAAGAUGGUGAAGUCUUUGCUUCUAAACUCAUGGAUGUUUUAAAGUCUCCAACCUGCCGUAUAAGAGCCCUUCAUGCAAGGAACUGUGGAAUUAGGAAUGAAGGAAUGAAAGUACUAACAGAAGCAUUGGUGGUCAAUACAACAUUGGAGAAGUUACAUGUUGGUGGAAACACGGUGAUGAACCUUUCUGGAAUGAUCAGUCUACUUACAUCGUGCAUUAGACAUCCUGCUUUGACUGUUUGUAAUAUCAGUGACACUGGGCUUACCAGUCAGGAACCGACUGUACCGAGUACCGACAUUUCUGUUGAGUGCAGCACAAGGAGCCAAUUGACUUUACUGAGCAUGGCCAACUGUUCACUCAGUGAUGACAUCAUCAAAACUUUAGCCAAUCAGCUUCCUGGAUCCUUACCAAACCUGUCUGAACUGGAUCUGACUGGAAAUCCUGCUGUGACAGCAGAGGCCCUGCCAGUUUUUAUCACUCUCACAGGAGGAAAGGAUCAAGGAACAACUUUACAAACCAUUCACCUAGGAUCCCUCAGUAUCGCCAGUCUUCCUGACAUCUUACAAGAAUCUGCAGACAUCAGGGCUAACCUGAGAAGCCUUGAUCUACGGCGGGCCAAGAUGACCCCUUCAGAGGUUGGUGGCUUGAAGCCAUUGUGUAAGAGACCAUCUGGCCUGACUAAUCUAUGUCUGGAUGGAUUAAAGCUGUCUAGGUCAGAGGCCUUGGAGGAACUACUAAAUCCAGGCUCAUCAUGUAGCAUAGAGUCGCUCUCAUUGGCUGGCUGUGCUCUACAAGACUUUGACCUUGCACCAAUCACAAAAGCUGUCAGCGAGGGUCUGGCCAUUCAAACCCUCAAACUAUCAGCCAAUAGGCUUACAGAUACCGGAGCAGUUGGCCUGCUAGAGGCUUUUUUAGCAAGAGGUAGUGAAUGUUCGCUGUCGGAGUUGAAUUUUGCCAACAAUCGGCUAAGUGAUGGGUGUGCAGAAACUGUUUCCAAGUUGAUCAGCUCAGCACCCGACCUUCAUUCCUUGUUGUUAGGGCACAAUGCCCUUAGUGGGAAUAAUUUAAAGACAAUACUGGCCUCCUUGUGUCCCAUGGAUUCUUCAAGCCUAAGAGUUCUUGAUCUAUGCAGUCAAGAUUCCCAAAUUGAUGAAAGUGACAUAGCAGAAGUACUCAGCUUGGUGUCAGAGAAGUUGGGUUAUAAGAUAGUUGAGGAGGAUGAUACUGUAAGGUUUGGUUCAUCUGACUUACCUCACCACCCUGAGGGGUUGACUAUCAAUCUGAUGGGACUGGGGGGAUCUGGGGAGACUGGUCAAGUACUGGACAGUCUGACAGUCAAGACAGACUACGCCACGGUUCAACGACCCUGGUUGGCACUGCAGCAUACACUGGAGAUUGCUGACUGGCUGAAGGGAUCGCCAGUGUCAGAAUGUCAAGAUGGUUCAGUCAGCCAGUGUAGCUUGACGUCAGACGAGUGGUGUCAGGUUCUUGGCCUACCCAAGGACCCUUCAGUUCCUUCUUGGCUUCAGGUGUCUGAGCAUCGCUUGAGAGCCAUUUACCUGACUGGCCUUCCAGGGGGCGUUUCAGCUGGCAAGCUGGAGGGCGAUUUGGAGUCAGAGGCUGACUGUCUCAUCCAGGAGGUCUGCAUCAUGAAGGAUUUCAUUCUGAGAAAGCCCAACGGUAUAGCAUGGGUGUUGAUGGCUGACAAUUUAUCUGUUUACAAGGCUCUUGAGUUCUUCCAUGAAGGAAAGGCCUUGAUGUUCAGCCAACCUUACAUGAUAUCCGCUAUCAUGUUAACUGUCGUCGUUGGUGGUGUAAGUGAAGAGGACGCCACAAAAGCAAGACUGGAUUUGGAGGCAAGGGCUCAAGAAGCAGCCAGGGAAAAUGCAGAGCAUCGUGCCCUGUUAGCAUCAAGCUACCAAGCCUCUCAGGAGAGGCACGAGUACGCCAAGGCCAACCCAGCCUAUGCUGAUGGGAGAAUCUGGUGAUCAAGGAGAUAGAACCACAACCUCCUAGGGACCUGCUACCAAGCCUCUCAGGAGAGGCACAAGUACGCCAAGGCCAACCCAGCCUUUGCAGAUGGGAGAAUCUGGUGAUCAAGGAGAUAGAACCACAACCUUCUAAGGACCUGCCUCAGGAGAGGUACAAGUACACCAAGGCCAACCCAGCCUUUGCUGAUGGGAGAAUCUGGGGAUCAAGGAAAUAGAACCGCAACUUCUAGGGACCUGCCUCAGGAGAGGCACGAGUACACCAAGGCCAACCCAGCCUUUGGUGAUGGGAGAAUCUGGUGAUCAAGGAGAUAGAACCACAACUUCUAGGGACCUGCCUCAGGAGAGGCACGAGUACGCCAAGGCAACCCAGCCUAUGCUGAUGGGAGAAUCUGGUGAUCAAGGAGAUAGAACCGCAACUUCUGGGGACCUGCUACCAAGCCUCUCAGGAGAGGCACGAGUACGCCAAGGCAACUCAGCCUAUGCUGAUGGGAGAAUCUGGUGAUCAAGGAGAUAGAACCGCAACUUCUAGGGACCUGCUACCAAGCCUCUCAGGAGAGGCACGAGUACACCAAGGCAACCCAGCCUUUGCUGAUGGGAGAAUCUGGUGAUCAAGGAGAUAGAACCACAACCUUCUAGGGACCUGCUACCAAGCCUCUCAGGAGAGGCACGAGUACGCCAAGGCCAACCCAGCCUUUGCUGAUUGGAGAAUCUGGUGAUCAAGGAGAUAGAACCACAACCUUCUAGGGACCUGCCUCAGGAGAGGUACAAGUACACCAAGGCCAACCCAGCCUUUGCUGAUGGGAGAAUCUGGUGAUCAAGGAGAUAGAACCACAACCUUCUAGGGACCUGCCUCAGGAGAGGUACAAGUACACCAAGGCCAACCCAGCCUUUGCUGAUUAGGAGAUCUAGUUACCGACCGGUGGAGAUAUUAUCUGAGCAACAUGCUGAACAAUGCAUCCGUCCAGCAUCCAAACUUCAAGCCAAAACCAGACCUCACCAUUUUCUCUAGCCCAAGGUAAUUUAGCUACUGGAGGUGAUCGAGGAUGAGAGAUGUCUUUUAAAGACACACAGAGCACUUUACCAUUAUUCUGCCGUCCAACUCUUUACUUCAGGAGAGGCUCAAGUUUUGUUGAAUCCGUCCAAGCAAUGCUGAUGGAAGAGUUGGGUCGAGUUUCUCCCGUCUAGAUCUAUCUUUACAUGGUAGGGAUUACAACUCCCCCAUGGUUGGUUGAACUACACGGCAAAGGGAUUGCUCUGACUGCAGCUGCUCUAGCUCGAGCACGGGGACUUGCUACAGGCAAAUCUACCAAGUUUCCAGGAGCAUGUGUUUGUGUGUAUUUUUCGGUUGCGCCGUAUUACCCCCAGGGUACCAGACUUGCAACGAAGGCUGUUAUUUCAAUAACUAACUUGUCAAGGCUUCGUUUGUUUUGCAUCCAAGUUUCACUGGAAAGUAAGGUAAGUUUCCGUAAAAGCCGACGGCACCGCUGACGUCACACAUUUCACGUCACACAUUUCACAAGAAAGCUCGAGUCUCGUAUCAUUUGGAGUGCUUGGCAAGCCUUUCAUUCUAAUUUAUAUAACGGGUUUUGCCCUUACCCAACGUGUUAUUGAUAAACACUUGAAAUACAUCUUGCAAAAGCCUUCCAUACGUCACGAAAGAAUCUUUUUAAUGUAGAGCCCGCUAUUUUUGUAGGUAAAUUAAGUUGUGCGAUAAUAUUGGAAAGAACUAAAGGACAAUUUCGCAGUGGAAAUAGUUUUGAUAGCUUAAUUAUCCCCGUUUGUUGUUAUGCUUGAUUGUUUGGUAUACAGGGACUGUGAUGAAUGCAAGAUGUCCAAACAAUGCUUCACCCUACAUUAAAAAUAAUCCUGUUUAGACUUUAUUGCACACCAGCAUGUAUAGACUUCUUCAGGAGUUUAUGCAGCACUAGAAUGACUUUAGUUUCAUUACAAUUUCAAUUUUGCGUAGUUAAGACAAAGACACAUAUCUGUAUCCGAAGCAACACUUUCCAUUCCUUGGUAGCUUGCUAGCUUGGAGACCAGGGCGUAUGUGUCCACUGACUUGCGUAAAGAUUUUGGGGCGGCAGCGUUCCGAGUCGCUUGGACGUGCCGAUAAACCAAGUCAGUCACCGGUCAACCAACAAUGCUUUUACCCCUCGCUUUUAAUCACAGAGGACAAAAUCGCGUCAGUAAGACGCAUUUAUUGUCAACUGAUAGCACUCUUCAACGUCAAGCGGUAAUAAAUGAGCAAUGCUCGUCUUGUAUUGCUGGGAAAUAGCUGUGAUUUCCUCAUAUCUAUCUUUAGCUUUGAAUAGAUGAGAAGUUAGAUACUGUAAAUUGUUUAUUAACUCGAACGGCUUCUUGUGUGAUGUGCUUGUACGGUUCGACGUGGCAUUAUGGCGACAGUGACAAGAUACUCAUUGACAGAUGUUUAGUCUCCAUAAGACACUGAUGAUGGAAAACAUUGAUUAGAAUCUUGAUGUCCGGUUUCCGGUUGUUUUGCCUGUUAUUUCUGUUAAAUUCUUCUCUUGUGUUUUGCUGGAUGACAUCCAUUCUUGUCCUUUCGUUGUUUUGGUUUGCUUUGAAAGUUUACGCGCUUCUCGCUAUUUGUUUCAGAUAUUUUGUUUUCAAUUUUGUUGGUCUGUUUGAAGUGACGUGCAUUUGACUUUGCUCCAGCCACAUUGGUCAAUAGACUUUCAGAGAGACACUGGGUUGCAAUUAAUACUGAAGAUUAAUGAUAGAAGAUUUCACAUCUGCAAUUUGACUUACACCGCUGGACGUCAUCAGCGGCCAUCUUGACAUAAAAACACAUGCUUGAAUAACGACAGGGAUUGUCUGUUGUCAACUUAAAAAAUGUCAAGACCGGAAAAGAGCUGCAGGGCGAAAAAGCGGUGUUAAAUCUAAUUGCCUAUCCAGCUAUACCAAGGCACGGUAACAGAUAGUGUUGCAUGGACCAUAAAAUUAA